Molecule: messenger RNA, 770 nt
Organism: Trichoplusia ni (cabbage looper)
Lineage: Eukaryota; Metazoa; Arthropoda; Insecta; Lepidoptera; Noctuidae
Gene: COX4
Product: cytochrome c oxidase subunit 4 isoform 1, mitochondrial
Exons: 6
Coding region: 112-645 (177 amino acids)
Biological process (GO): mitochondrial electron transport, cytochrome c to oxygen
Source: RefSeq, a predicted model, not a curated record
GUAAAAAUCGAUUGUGAAACUCACCGGCAGAUGUCGCUUGUGCUCUGAAUUUUCUUUCUUGGGUGGUGAUAAGAUUAUUUUACAACAGGCUAAACCACAUUUCCGAGCAUCAUGUCUAACCUCUUGCUGCGCCGCGCGCUGUUAGAUGCAGUCCGAGUGCCGGUCUGCGCCCGCGCCUCCUCCGGUAACGCCGAGCUUGCUAAGAUCGGCAACCGCGAGUGGGUAGGCUACGGCUUCAACGGCCAGCCCAACUACGUAGACAGGCCCGACUUCCCCAUGCCUGCCAUCCGCUUCCAGGCUGACAACCCUGACAUCAAGGUCCUCCGCGAGAAAGAGCGUGGUGACUGGCGCAAGCUGACCCUGGAAGAGAAGAAGGCUCUGUACCGCGCGUCCUUCUGCCAGACCUUCGCCGAGUUCCAGGCGCCCACCGGAGAGUGGAAGGGAGUGCUCGGCUGGUCCAUCGCCUGCGCGUCCAUCGCUGUCUGGAUCUACAUGGCCAUGAAGAUCUUCGUGUACAGCCCUCUGCCCGACUCCCUGAGCGACGAGAACCAGAAGGCGCAGCUGAAGCGCAUGCUGGACCUCAAGAUGAACCCCGUGGACGGACUCGCCUCCAAGUGGGACUACGACAACAACAAAUGGAAGUAAACUGGCUUAUGCAGGUGGGGGCUGGGUGCUAUGCCUGUAGAACGCUUCGCUACUUCGGGCCAUAGAUUAGACAAAUGUAAUAUAAGUGAUAAUAUCUGUGUAAGAUAAUAAAUCGAUUCCACAAA